AUGGCGGCUAAAAUUUCAUUUCUGGAUGAAGAGCUCUGCUGUUCUGUGUGCUGUGACAUCUUCAAGGACCCUGUUGUCCUGAAAUGCAGCCACAGCUUCUGUAGAGUCUGUCUGCAGCAGUGCUGGAAAGAGAAGAGCUCUCGGGAGUGUCCCAUCUGCAGGAGGAAAGCCUCUGUGGGGGAUCCUCCUGUUAACCUGGCUUUAAAAAACAUUGUGGAGUCCUACUUAAAGCAGAAGACUGAGAGUGAAGCUGCAGAUUGCUGCCGUCUUCAUGGAGAGAAGCUUCUGCUCUUCUAUGAAGACGAUGAGGAGGCUCUCUGUGUCCUGUGUGAGACUUCAAAAAAACACAGAAAUCACCAGCUCUGUCCAGUGGAAGAGGCUGCACACGAUAUGAAGUGGGACUUCAAAAUUGACCUAAAAUGCAUCCAAGGAAAGCUGAAUAGAUUCACUGAAGUUAAACAAGAGUGUGAAAAAUGUGUUUUUGAAUUGCAGACUCAGGCCCAGCACACAGAGAGGCAGAUAAAGGCAGAGUUUGAGAAGCUCCACCAGUUCCUGCGAGAUGAAGAGAAGGCCAGACUAGCUGCACUGAAGGAGGAAGAGGAGCAGAAGAGUCAGAUGAUGAAGGAGGAGAUAGAAAACAUCUCAAGACAGGUCUCCACCCUUUCCAACAAAAUUACAGCUAUAGAGAAGGCCAUGGAUGCUGAAAACAUGCUUCAGCUGCAGUUGACUCCUGCUUGUCAUUACAGAGCCCAGUGCACACUGCAGGAUCCAGAGCUGCUUUCAGGGGCGCUGAUAGAUGUGGCCAAACACCUGGGCAAUCUGAAGUUCAGAGUCUGGGAGAAGAUGCUGGGGAUGGUGCAGUACACUCCUGUGAUUCUGGAACCCAACACUGCAAACCCCUGGCUUUCUCUGUCUGAUGAUCUGACCAGUGUGCGAGACACUAAUAUAGCACAACAGCUUCCUGACAACCCAGAGAGGUUUAACUUCUCUGGUUGUGUGCUGGGCUCUGAGGGGUUUACCUCAGGAAAACACACCUGGGAGGUAGAGGUGGGAAAUGAGCCCAGAUGGGAUGUAGGAGUGGCUAAAGAAUCCAUGAACAGGAAGAGGGAGAUUGCAUGCUGUCCACAGAGAGGAUUCUGGGUUAUAAGAAAACUCCAGAGGAUCAGAGUGCAGCUGGACUAUGACAGGGGGGAGGUGUCCUUCUAUGACCCCAGUGACAUGUCACACAUCUACACUUUUAAAGACACGUUCACUGAAAGACUCUUCCCAUUUUUCUGUCCUUGUAACACCACUUAUCUCAGUAACCCUGGAGUCCUGCAGAUCUGCCCAGUGAAGGUGUCUGUAACAUUGAUGCCAUAA
Molecule: messenger RNA, 1359 nt
Organism: Megalops cyprinoides (Indo-Pacific tarpon)
Lineage: Eukaryota; Metazoa; Chordata; Actinopteri; Elopiformes; Megalopidae
Product: tripartite motif-containing protein 35-like
Exons: 6
Coding region: 1-1359 (452 amino acids)
Molecular function (GO): zinc ion binding; protein binding
Source: RefSeq, a predicted model, not a curated record